AUGUAUUAUCUAGCAUGUCCAACAGAUCAAUUGGAAGAUUCGGGCGCCUGGAGUGCUCUUUUGGCAAUUCUCUCUCAGGUCGAACGUCUCUCACCCUAUUUCAACCGUACGGACGGUGGUAAUAAAAUUUUUACGGCGGGCAAUGGCAAGCUUUGGAGAGUAAUUCAGGAUCCAGCCGCUACUGAAAACAUCUGGCAUGCCCAAGAAAUCACUCUUGCUGCGGCGCCGGAGGCCGAACCUACCAAUUUCAAGUCUGACACUACCUCAAUUCAUGUCUUGCAGUUUGAUAAAGACUUGCCAAUUGCAAAUGUAAUUGUGGAUCUCUCUGUCAAAACCCGUACCCCGGUAUACAUCGACGGUCUCUACUACGUUCUGUCAUCCACUCUGAUCCAGGUCAUGGCUGAAACGACAGGUUUCCUCACGGUGAUUGAGGCUCCUGAUGACCUUCAUGCGGCUACCUUGACAAUUUCCCUGGAUAACACUUCGCUCAGGAUCAGCCCCAUGGACCAUACCUUUGCCAAGAUCGCCUCGCGAGAUUCAGCAUACAAGACACGCGACACCCAGUUCCCCAGCCAGACCGUUGCCGGUGGUAUUAUGGAUCACCAAAUCACAGAACCCUCCUCGAGCCUGCGCCAACCGAUGACACUGUAA
Molecule: messenger RNA, 651 nt
Organism: Penicillium daleae
Lineage: Eukaryota; Fungi; Ascomycota; Eurotiomycetes; Eurotiales; Aspergillaceae
Exons: 1
Coding region: 1-651 (216 amino acids)
Source: RefSeq, a predicted model, not a curated record